GCACAAAGGCCAUGGGACGCAGCAAAGAUGGCAGCAGCUGCUGUCAUGGAGGGAGCCCAGUCUAUCAUAGAUGAAUGUCAGACAGGAGAAUUGUCAUUCUGGGGAAAACUGGAGUUGGGAAAAGCAGCCUGGCUAACACCAUAUUUGGAGAGAAACCAUUCAAGAUUGAUGAUACUGCUAACUCUGGAACAACUGCAUGUCAAGUAGAAACCAGAUCUGUCAAUGAAAGAAGCAUCACUUUGGUCGACACUCCUGGUUUCUUCGACACAGAUAGACCAGAGGAGGAGCUGAAGCGUGAGAUAGUGAGGUGUAUCACAGAGUGCGCUCCUGGGCCUCAUGCUUUUCUCAUUGUACUUAAAGUGGAGAAAUUCACAGAGCAGGAGCAGGCUGUCAUCAACGAAAUACACCAAUACUUCUCUGAAGAAGUCUUCAAAUAUGCAACAGUUGUCUUCACUUAUGGUGAGCAGCUCAAGGGACGGAAAAUUGAGGAAUUUGUCCGUCAAAAUAAGUCAUUGAGUGAUCUAGUGAAUAAGUGUGGAGGCCGCUGCCACGUCAUUGACAAUGAAUACUGGAAAGACAACCCAAAGGAUGAAUACAGGAGCAACAAGUACCAGGUGGAGAAACUACUUAACACAAUAGAUGAGAUAACAAAAGCAAACAAUGGAGGCUGCUACACCAAUGAGAUGCUCCAAGUAGUACAGGAAAUAAUUGAAGAAAAGAAAAAGCACAUUAGAGAGUCAUCAGGAAACAUGUCAGAGGAAGAAAACACACGGCAGGCUAAAGACAGGGCAUUUAAGGAGAUCUGGAUCAGACUGGCAGGUGUUGCAACAGGUGCAGUGUUAGGAGCUAUAUUUGGUGUAGUAGUGAUGGGUGGAGUAGUUGUCUUAGCUUUAAAAAAAAUAUUGCCUGUGGCCAAAACUUUACAAGCAGCAAAAGAAGCAGCAGCAGCUGCUGGUGCAGGAGAAACAGCAGCAGGACCAGUAGCAGCAGCAACAAGGGCAGCAGUAGAAGGGGGACAAAGAGCAACUAGAAAAACAUUGAUCUCAAUUGCAGGGCUAUUUGCUGCAAUGGGAGCAGUAGUGGGAGGUUAUACGGGAUAUCAUGCAGCUGAGGGAGCAGACACGCCAUGGGAAGCAGUAAAGAUGACAACAGCUGCUGUCAAGAAGAGAGCCUGGUCUAUCGUAUCGACCAUAGAUGGAGUGGUAGCUUAUUUUAAUGUUUUCAGCAAACCACCAGAUUCAAAGUAAAAAGGGAGUUAAAACCUAUAAUGAGCUGUGACUCCUGAAGACAGGGAGGAGAAUUUAUCAAUAAAGUCGUGCCUGUGGAUAUUCUCAUUUAUCCAGGUCAUAGUUUUCUCAAGGCAAUUGAAUCGAA
Epinephelus fuscoguttatus (brown-marbled grouper) is the source of this 1374-nucleotide messenger RNA. RefSeq names its product GTPase IMAP family member 7-like. The record is from RefSeq and is a predicted model, not a curated record. NCBI's taxonomy places the organism in Eukaryota, Metazoa, Chordata, Actinopteri, Perciformes, Serranidae. The transcript has 2 exons. Bases 75 to 1247 code for a protein of 390 amino acids. Gene Ontology annotation, molecular function: GTP binding.